This is a messenger RNA of Acanthocheilonema viteae, 541 nucleotides long. Lineage: Eukaryota; Metazoa; Nematoda; Chromadorea; Rhabditida; Onchocercidae. The record is from the annotation of a GenBank genome assembly.
AUGGAUCUUCGUGAAGUUCGUGAAGUGAUACGAACCAAAACUCUUGAAGAUUGCUUAUCUGCAUGUUUGGAUGCAGCAGGUUAUGCAUGUCGUAGUGUAUCAUACAAUCGUACUGAUGGUGAUUGCUUCUUAUCACAGCAUAAUCAACUUAGCAAGCCGGCAUUAAUCAAAAUUAACAACAAUCCCAAUUAUCGGAUCGAUUAUUACGAAAAUAAUUCAUUCACAUUUGAUUACGAGUGCAAAGAUGAUGGAAUACAGGUGAAGGUCAUUUCGAAGUAUCCAUAUACAGGUGCCAUGUAUGGCCUUUAUGACUUUUUCACAUGUCGCAUUGAACCUAAAGAAGAUACAAAAUUUGAAUAUUUCUUUCCAUCACCAACCAUUUCCAAGAAUUGCAGCGAUAGCAUACGUUAUAAGGGAAGAGAUAUGGUAUUGGAAAUAGUUAUAUCAACGGAUGGUGUUGAGCCGUUAUAUUUUAUAACACCUGAUGAUCUUACCUAUCAGGCUCGCUGUCCAUUAAAUGAAGCAAAACGCUUAGUCCAAA